Mytilus trossulus (common blue mussel) is the source of this 1866-nucleotide messenger RNA. RefSeq names its product alkaline phosphatase, tissue-nonspecific isozyme-like. The transcript has 10 exons. Gene Ontology annotation, biological process: dephosphorylation. The record is from RefSeq and is a predicted model, not a curated record. Bases 238 to 1836 code for a protein of 532 amino acids. NCBI's taxonomy places the organism in Eukaryota, Metazoa, Mollusca, Bivalvia, Mytilida, Mytilidae. Gene Ontology annotation, molecular function: alkaline phosphatase activity.
UCUUUUUUUAGUCUGAUGACACAGUCUGGUUGUUUUACAUCAUUAUUGGAAAAGGGGGAAUUUCUUAUUGAUCCCCAUAAAUAUAGAUUUAAUCCGAUUGAUCAAAUAAUCAAAUGGAUAUGGGUUUAUCAGGGCCUUGAUUAAGGGGUUUAUUUAUUUUGUCAGUUUUGACUACCGUUUGGUCAACGAAUUUUCACACCCACGACAAUUUAAAAUUUAAAAGUAUUAAAUGUUAAAAUGACUCCAUGUGAUAAACACGUGGUACUGUUCUCGAUUCUAUUUAUUCUAUUUUGGAACUAUAUUUACACACAAGAAGCAUACGUAUGGAGGAAAGAAUCUCAAGAGAUUUUAAAGAAUGCACUGAAUCGCAAACUCAACACAAAUGUGGCUAAGAAUGUCAUUUUGUUCAUUGGCGAUGGGAUGGGCGUGUCAACUGUUACAGCAGCCAGAAUACUACGUGGUCAGAAACAAGGUCGACCCGGAGAGGAAACUAUUUUAGAAUUUGAAAAAUUUCCACAUGUCGCACUUUCCAAGACUUAUAACAUAGACAAACAGACAUCAGACUCGGGUGCAACAGCCACUGCCCUUAUGGCGGGAAUUAAAGCAAACUACUAUACAAUAGGUGUCGAUGGAAGAGCCAAAUACGCAAAUUGUUCUUCAAUUAGAAAUGCAAAAGUUGAUGGCAUGGUCAAUUGGUCAAAAUAUGCUGGUAAAAGUACAGGAAUAGUGACGUCUACACGUGUAACACAUGCUACUCCGGCUGCAGCAUACGCACACGCACCACAGAGAGAAUGGGAGAGUGAUAUUAAACUACCAGCUAAUCAUGGCGAGUGCAAAGAUAUAGCAUACCAACUCAUAGUAGACCAGUCUGAUAUGCAGGUUAUACUUGGAGGCGGCAGACAGUAUUUCAUGACAAACACGUCUGUUGACCCUGAAACAAAAAAGGUCAACAGUGCAAAAGGCAGACGCGACGGUUUAGAUCUCAUACAGAUGUGGAAAUUAGACAAAGAGGAAAGAGGUGCUAUUUACAAAUACGUUUGGAAUAACUCGGAUUUCAAUGCAAUAGAUCCAACGAAAACAGAUUAUUUACUAGGACUUUUCCAGCAAGACCAUUUAGACUAUGAAUUAGAAAGAGAUCAAAGUGAUAAAGGAGAACCUUCAUUGUCCGAGCUAGUCAGGAAAGCUAUUCAGAUUCUAAGCAAAAACGACAAUGGUUUCUUUCUUAUGGUAGAAGGAGGUCGUAUUGAUCAUGGGCAUCAUGAUGGAAAAGCUAAGAAAGCCUUGUACGAGACGUUAAGCUUAGAGGACGCCGUGAGAGAAGCUGUAGCACUAACUGACGAGGAAGAAACAUUGAUUGUCGUCACUGCUGACCAUUCUCAUGUGUUCAAUAUUGCUGGAUAUCCAAAACGAGGCAAUGACAUAUUAGGUGUAGUAGACCCUCUUUUUCGUCAAUGGUAUCCGUUAGACGGCAAAGCUUAUACUACACUAUUGUAUGCUAAUGGACCAGGAUUCAACAUGUCAGGAUCAGGAAGAACUGACCCAUUAGAGGAAGUACACAAUUUGCAUGAUAAAGAUUAUGUCCAAAACAGUGGUGUUCCUUUAAAAUCCGAAACCCAUGGAGGUGAAGACGUCGCAAUUUAUGCAAAGGGACCAAUGGCACAUCUUAUACAUGGUGUACAAGAACAACAUUAUGUAGCCCAUGUGAUGGCAUAUGCAUCUUGCGUUGGUCAAAACAAAGAUCAUUGUAGGCAAACAAACACUGCAUUAUCAUUGCAGAAUAAUUUGUUUAAUUCAUGUUUUAUUUUGUUAAAUUGUGUAUUUUAUUCUAUAUAUUAAUGAGGAAGUGUAAAAACAAUUAUUAAUGAA